UCUGGCAAAUCAGUCUGUGGUUUGGGGAGAAUCCAGCAAUGUGCUUUGCAGAAGCGGAAAUAGAAGCAUUUGUUCAGCUGGAUAGUGGACUCCUUGAAGGCUCUGGCUGUCCAUAAUAAAAUGCUGGUUAAGCGGAGAUCAGAACAGCAAAAAUAUCGUAUAGCCUGAAACCGCUUUUGCCUUUUGUCAUUUUCCAGGGAGCAGACAUGUCACCAUUUCUUCGAAUUGGUUUGUCCAACUUUGACUGUGGGACCUGCCAGUCCUGUCAGGGCGAGGCCGUGAACCCUUACUGUGCUGUGCUUGUAAAAGAGUAUGUUGAAUCAGAAAAUGGCCAGAUGUACGUCCAGAAAAAACCAACCAUGUACCCACCUUGGGAGAGCACCUUCGAUGCCCACAUCAGCAAGGGGAGAGUGAUGCAGAUCAUUGUGAAAGGCAAAAAUGUGGACCUCAUCUCAGAAACUACGGUAGAGCUCUACUCGCUGGCCGAGAAAUGCAGAAAGAACAAUGGGAGGACAGAGUUAGAGCUGAAACCUCAAGGCCGAAUGCUCAUGAAUGCAAGAUACUUCCUGGAAAUGAGUGACCCAAAGGACAUGAGGGAGUUCGAGACGGAAGGCUUCUUCUCACUGCACCACCGCCGAGGGGCCAUCAAACAAGCCAAAGUCCACCACGUCAAGUGUCACGAGUUCACCGCCACCUUUUUCCCACAACCCACAUUUUGCUCUGUCUGCCAUGAAUUUGUCUGGGGUCUGAACAAACAGGGCUACCAGUGUCGACAAUGCAAUGCAGCAAUUCACAAGAAGUGUAUCGAUAAAGUGAUAGCUAAGUGCACAGGAUCAGCUAUCAACAGCCGAGAGACCAUGUUCCACAAGGAGAGGUUCAAGAUUGACAUGCCGCACCGCUUCAAAGUCUACAACUACAAGAGCCCGACCUUCUGCGAGCACUGUGGCACGCUGCUCUGGGGCCUGGCGAGGCAGGGCCUCAAGUGUGACGCAUGUGGCAUGAACGUCCAUCACCGGUGCCACGCAAGGGUGGCCAACCUGUGUGGUAUAAACCAGAAGCUAAUGGCUGAAGCGCUGGCAAUGAUCGAGAGCACGCAGCAGGCUCGCUCCUUAAGAGAUUCAGAACUCAUCUUCCGAGAAGGUCCAGUUGAAAUUGGUCUCCCAUGUUCCAUUCGAAGUGAAACAAGGCAACCAAACUUCCCAACCCCUGGAAAAAGAGAGCCUCAAGGAAUCUCGUGGGAGUCCCCACUGGAUGGGGUGGAUAAGAUGGGCCAUCACCCUCAACCUGAACUGAGCAUCGAAAAACCAUCUCAGCAGAUGAAACUGAGAAUCGAGGAUUUCGUCUUGCACAAGAUGCUGGGGAAAGGAAGCUUCGGCAAGGUCUUCCUAGCCGAGUUCAAGAAAAGCAAUCAGUUCUUCGCAAUCAAAGCCUUGAAGAAGGACGUGGUUUUGAUGGAUGACGAUGUUGAGUGCACCAUGGUGGAGAAGAGAGUCCUGUCCUUGGCCUGGGAGCAUCCGUUUCUAACACACAUGUUCUGCACGUUCCAGACCAAGGAAAACCUCUUCUUUGUGAUGGAGUAUCUCAAUGGUGGAGACUUGAUGUACCAUAUUCAAAGUUGCCACAAGUUCGAUCUUUCCAGAGCCACGUUUUACGCUGCUGAAAUCAUCCUUGGCCUGCAGUUCCUUCACUCCAAAGGAAUUGUCUACAGGGACCUCAAGCUCGAUAACAUCCUCCUGGACCGAGAUGGCCACAUCAAGAUCGCGGACUUCGGGAUGUGCAAGGAGAACAUACUAGGAGGCGCCAAGACCAACACUUUCUGCGGGACUCCCGACUACAUCGCCCCGGAGAUCUUGCUGGGUCAGAAAUACAACCACUCGGUGGACUGGUGGUCCUUUGGUGUGCUCCUUUACGAAAUGCUCAUUGGCCAGUCGCCUUUCCAUGGGCAAGACGAAGAGGAACUCUUCCACUCCAUCCGCAUGGACAAUCCUUUCUAUCCCCGGUGGCUGGAGAGGGAGGCCAAAGACCUGCUAGUAAAGCUCUUUGUGAGAGAGCCCGAGAAGAGGCUGGGAGUGAAGGGGAACAUUCGCCAGCACCCCCUGUUUCGAGAGAUCAAUUGGGAAGAACUUGAGAGAAAGGAGAUCGACCCCCCGUUCAAGCCUAAAGUGAAAUCACCCUUCGACUGUAGCAAUUUCGACAAAGAAUUCUUAAGUGAGAAGCCCCGGCUGUCGUUCGCCGACGGAGUGCUGAUCAACAGCAUGGAUCAGAACAUGUUCAGGAACUUCUCCUUCAUGAAUCCAAGCAUGGAGGGGUUCAUCUCCUGAACCUCCUCCGUCUGCAGACGGCAGGCGGGAAGGAAUUCCCUGCCUUCUGGGGAAUGGAUCUUGGGUUCCUUUCUCAAGUUGGAAGAGCAAAGAAACACGCAAGAGAGGCUGAGAUCUUGUAGCUCCUCGCAUGGUUUUGUUUUGUUUUUUUUAAAUUCAUAGCAAAAACCGACUCAGUUUUCACUAAUGACAACACCUGCUGGUAUCUUUCACGCCGCCCUGGAAGUUAAGUCGUUGCUAACCCUAGUUAUUUACUUGAAGGGAAAAAAAAAAGGCUCUCCACACUGUGAAAGAUUUGAAACGUAAUACUGCUUUCAAUGAUGGCUCUUCACUUGACUACCACUGCUCAUGGAU
Perognathus longimembris pacificus (Pacific pocket mouse) is the source of this 2675-nucleotide messenger RNA. RefSeq names its product protein kinase C theta (gene Prkcq). Gene Ontology annotation, molecular function: diacylglycerol-dependent serine/threonine kinase activity; ATP binding. The transcript is spliced from 17 exons. Lineage: Eukaryota; Metazoa; Chordata; Mammalia; Rodentia; Heteromyidae. Gene Ontology annotation, biological process: protein phosphorylation. The record is from RefSeq and is a predicted model, not a curated record. Bases 207 to 2321 code for a protein of 704 amino acids.